GUGGGCUCAGUCGGUGUCCGCCAAGUUGAAAAUCCGUCGCUUCUCUUGCCCUUCUUACGUCGCGUAACUGUAUUACACAGCCCGGCCACACGCCAUCCUCGUGCAGCCCCGCGCGCGCGCGCGCGCACGUGCGAAAUCCGCUCUUCUUUUUUACUUCAGUGAGUAGGAACAAACGCGCGCGCGCGCGCUCGCUCGCGAGUACGUCGCUCUUGCCCAGGGGAUGGUGCCGGCCGGUUCGCCGAACUCUCCGGUAGCCGAUGUCGCUCGUCACCUCGCGGCGGCACCUCGGCUAGCAGUCCUCGCUCGGCCGUAGGGGAUCCGUCGGGAAAUCCGGGAAACACCGGGAAAUAGACGUGCUAGGGUGCAACGACUCGGCGAGAAAGAGAGAAAGAGCGACGGACAGCCGAUUUCCAGCCGAGCGCGAGUGUUUUCCUCUCGUCCCGGCGCCGCUGCUCCGAUUGUUGCUACGCCGGCCGCCUCUCCUCUCGUAGACAUGCACCUGCUGGACGUCCAAUUGCGGCAUUAGGUGACAUAUAGGCGCACACGUGCACCAGUCAUGGCGAGAACAACGACUCACUGGUCCUGGUGCUUGCUGUGCUUAAUCCUACACCUUCGGGCCGCCUACUCCAAAGUCGGUCUGUGCGAGGUGGAAGGAGCGGGACAGUCGAUCAUCCUUGACAUCGAGGAGAGCAGAGGAAAUGCGGUGGAUCAGAAGACCGUGCCGGAAGAGUUGCCGGUGUCCGGCGAUCCGUACAACGAGACGAUGUUGGAGCUGAACUUCACGGGGAGGCAACCUUUCUUCAAACUGAACGGCAAGAAAAUGCAAUUAAUACAGCCACUGGACAGGGACGAUGAAAAUCUCUCGCAUACACUUAUUCAGCUCAUCUGCACGGUAAGGUCCACCGGCAAGAAACGGCAGAUCCCCAUGAUCGUGAGGGUGUCCGACAUCAACGACAAUGCGCCGAAAUUCAUCAACACGCCGUACGAGACCACCGUGCCGGAGCUCACUCCGGUCGGCUCGACGAUCUUCAAGAACGUGGAGGCGGCGGACGCCGACGCCGGCGUCAACGGCAUCGUCGAGUACUCGAUCGCGCCCGGCGACAGCAGCAUGAUCGGCGGCAACGAGGGCGUCGGACGCGACCGGAUCACCACCGCCGACGGCUACGGCUACUUCAGCAUCAACCUGCCGCACCAGGGCCAAGUCACUGUCAAUCGUACGCUGGACUAUGAGAGGACGCAGCGCUAUCUCGUCACCAUCUUGGCGUCGGAUCGGGCGAGGAACGUCAGCGAAAGGUUCACGUCUACGACCACGUUGACGGUCAACAUCCGGGACGAUGACGAUCAGGAUCCAUCCUUUAUUUAUCAAGGCUGUAUGCUUUCGGACGGCGCCUGCAUUAAUCCGGAGUACUCGGCGUCGGUAUCGAGCGGAGUUCUAUCUGGCAUACUCAAUAUCUCGCCCGAGAAAAUACAGGCGGUCGACAUGGACAGCAUAAACGCCCCGAUCCAUUAUUCCUUCCUCAGCGGAAAUCCGCCGAAUUACCGCGAUUUCUUCGAGAUCAACCCCAAUACCGGAGCGGUGAGGCAGAUCAAAGCCGUCGACACGACGGUAACGAAGAAGUUCGAUAUCAUCAUCAAGGCGGUCGAGGUGUCGGAGACCAAACGAUCGGCCACUGCCAAAUUAACGAUCACCGUCAAGCCGGUCGACAGCAAUCCACCCGUUAUAACGGCAUCGAAUAUCGAGGGUUACGUCGAUGAGAAUGCUCCGAUCGGCACAAAGGUCAUCGAUAAAAACGGGAAUCCCAUUGUGCUCAACGUGUCGGAUGCUGAUUUGGGGCCGGACGACCCGAGGCCGGCGUACACCUUCGAGCUGACCACGACCUUCUUUGCGAUCGAUCCCGCCGGCGUGCUCGUCGUGAACGAGGAGAAUCUGGACCGAGACCCUCCGAGUCCCGGCCGUUUCCGCUUCCAGGUGGUCGCCCGCGAGAAAACGGGUGUGGCCGCGUCGUCGCCUUUGUCGUUCGUCGUGACACUGAACGACGUUAACGAUAAUGCGCCUCAGCUUCCUAUGAUGCCGCCCAUCACCGUGCAGGCGGGAGAAACGAAGAGACAAGUAACAAAGGUGGAGGCCACGGACAACGAUGAGGGGGAGAAUGCCGAGAUCACGUACAGCAUCUAUCACGUGUCGAACAACGGCCUGCAAAAGUUCAAGAUCGACCCGAAGACCGGCGUCAUCGAGACCAUGAGGAAAUUGAACGCCGGCGAGCAGUACAGCAUCACCGUGCAGGCCACCGACAAGGGCGGCAAGUACUCGCAGACGAUCGUCGAGGUGAACGUCAUCCCCGGGCCGAACACCAGAAGCCCCGUGUUCCAGCAGCCGGUGUACGAGGUGCAGGUCAGCGAAGGUGCCUCUAUCAAUUCCACGGUCGCCACUAUCACCGCCAUCGACCCAGAAAACGACCCGGUGUCGUAUUCGAUAGUAUCGGGAAACGACUUGCGCCAGUUCGCGAUCGGCGACAAAUCAGGCGUUAUUACCGUUAUAAGGAAGCUAGAUAGGGAGGACCUGACCCGAUAUCAGCUGCUGAUCAAGGCCGAGGACACCGGUGGCCUUUAUAGCACCGCGACGGUCAACAUCAUGGUGACCGACAUCAACGACAAGAACCCGGAAUUCGUGGGUCUCCCUUACGAAUUCUCGGUGAAGGAGGGCGAAGCGCGGAAACUUAUCGGCCGCGUGCACGCCGAGGACGCCGACGAGGGCAUCAACGCCGAAAUCACUUACUUCGCGCCCGACGAUAUUCCCUUCACCGUCGAUCCCGAGACCGGCGAUGUCCUGACGAAGAUAGUACUGGACUACGAGCAGAACGACGAGUACAAGUUUGUGGUGACCGCGAGGGAUGGAGCCCCCGAUUACCGUCUGGCGACCGCGACGGUCACAGUGAAAGUCAUAGACGUCGAGGACGAGGUUCCGGUCUUUCACCAGAGCAGCUACGAGGCGCGUGUCAAGGAAAACGUGCCCGAUUACAAUGUGAUUCAAGUCACGGCCGAUGAUCCGGACACAAAGAAGCAAAUUACAUACAUGAUCAGGCAAGGGGAUACCGAACUCUUCAGCAUAGACCCGAAGACCGGAGUUAUAAAAACUGUCCGCGGUCUCGAUUACGAGAAGGACAACCAACACGUUCUCAUAGUAGGCACCGUUGAGAACACCAGCGACUUACCCGGCUCCACCACCCGCGUUGUUGUUAAUGUCCAGGACGUUAACGACAUUCCGCCGGUGUUCACGUCGGUGCCGCGUCCCAUUACUCUGGACGACGAUGCCCCCAUAGGCACGACCGUGACCAAUCUCGUGGCGGAGGACUCCGACGGCACCGCGCCGGGAAAUCAGGUUCGCUACGAGAUCGUCGGCCGUGGGAUCGCCAGCAAGUACUUCGCGAUCGACGCCGACACCGGCGUCCUCCGGAUACGAGACGACCUGCGCAAGGAGACCGAUUCCGAGUAUCAGGUGGACGUGCGCGCGUACGACAUGGGCGAGCCGCAAUUGUCCUCCGUGACGAGCGUGCCGGUGUACGUCCGUCACGUGGCGACGGUGCCGCCGGAGAUCGGCCUGGGCUUCGCGGAGAACUCGUACAACGUCGAGGUGCCCGAGGACGCGGGCGACAACACGCUGAUAAAGAUAAUCACCAUCAUCAACAGCCACGCGCACGACACCACGCCGCUGAGGUGCGAGAUUUACAGCGGCAAUGAGGCCGGCCUGUUCGAGGCGAACGUCACGGAGGAGCGGAAUUGCGCGCUCAGGCUGAAGAAGGGCGCCUUGGACUACGAGACGACGGAAUCCUAUCAGAUCAAGAUUAAGCUGGAGUCGCUGUCGGGCCUGUUAAACUCGGGCAGAAACACGACGAUGGUGAAGAUCCAGGUGCUCGACGUGAACGACAACAAGCCUGAGUUUAUCUUCCCGGAGGCGAGCCAGGGCCUUACAAGGGGACGUUACUUCGCCGCUAUUCCGCGCACCGCGCAAUUCUCGUCCACCGUCGUGCAGGUGAAGGCCCACGACAAGGACAACGGGAAGUACGGCAAGCUGGAGUACAGGAUCUUGGAAGGACGUGGCUCCGGCUACUUCGCCAUCGACAGCUCCACCGGGAUAAUCAGGACCACGGCGACGUUCGAUCACGCGGGCUCGUCCGAGCUGCCGUUCAAGUUCGACGUCCGCGUGCGCGACAAUCCCAACUCGACCGACAAUUACAACUCGAUCGUCGCCCCGGUGAUCGUGAAUCUCAUCGGCGAGGAGAACCUCAUGAUCCUGGUGGUGCAGGACGCGGCGCCGGACGCGCUGCAGAAGGAGGCCGGCAAGAUAGCGAAUAUAGUAGAGGAGAAGAGCGGCCUGCUGAUCGGCAUCGACCGGGUCGUGGUGAGGAAGAUCCUCACGAAGAACGGCACCAUCGAGAUGUUCCCGCAGGACUCCGACGUGUGGUUCUACGCGGUCGAUCCGGACACCGAGGCCAUACUCAGCAGGAACAGCUCCAAGGUGCAAAGAUCGAUCAUGGAGAAAACGGCCAUGUCGAACAUCACCUUCGACGUGUCCACGUUGAUACGGGCGAACGCCAUCGACAUUCACGCACCCGUGAUGCCACCCGAGCCGGUGCGGACGCAAACGGCGGUAGCAUUCAGCGGCGAGGUGUUCCCGUACGCGCUCAUUAUAAUUGCCUGCGUCAUCCUGAUUCUCGGCAUCGCCGGUAUAAUCUACAUCUGCGUCUCUUGGUCCAAGUACAAGGCGUACAAGGAGCGAAUGCAACGUAUGUACGUGGUGCCGCGGUACGAUCCCGUUUACGUGGAACCCAAUCUGAAGGAGUACGAGACGCAGGUACUGCAGAUGAGCGUGCCGGUCGACGACAACGACAGCUACAACGAUCUACAGUUGGACUUCAGCAACAAGAAUCACGCCUUCAGCCUCGACAACGUCAGCUACAUCACCAAAGAUCACGGCGACAGCACAGGUCAGCAGAGUCCCGUUAGCUCCGAGGCGGCGACCACGGCGCGCGCGUCCAGCAUCGUCGGCAAUCACGGCGACACCAACAUCCACUCCCUGCGAAGAUCCACAUUGGGCCGUAAGAAUCACAGCGCGAGCAACACGAACACCCUGAACAACCGCGACGCGACGCCGGUCCUGAACCCCCUGUACAACCACGGCGCAGACCUGCUGAGCCCUAGUCCGUCCAACGACAACGUCACCUUCAGGGAGCGGAAGGAUUACUCCCAUCUCGGCUUCACGUAUCUCGGCGAGCAGAGCCCCGUCGAGACGACGACGGAAUUGUAAGUUACGCGCGUGCUCGCGACGACGCGCGAACAUCGAUCACCUCGAAAGACUGUCGCGGAAUCUCACGCAUAUCACAACCCGGGAGCGAAUCGCGGACACGCAGCUCUCUCUCUCUCUCUCCCCUCCCCCCUCCUCUCUCUCUCUCUCACACGCCCUGUCGUCCACACCGUGGUGAACACUGUGAUGAACGUAACGCUCCGCAGAUCGAACCGCCGGCGAUCCUAAGGACACUCCAAGCGCCCGGCAAUCCCGUGAACGGGCCAAACGCUACUUCGCAGCCCGGGGCGCGCCACGACGGAGGCGCGGUGGACUGUUGUUCCUCCGCUGUGUAACGUCGAGCCGGAACUCGGGCUGAACUGAAAGCAACGCGCGCGAGGACGCGAUCGAUGAUCGACGGAACCGCGACGCGCGCGCGGCCGGUUCCUCCUUCGAAUACGUAUCGGCGAGCCGUAAAACGCGUCCGAGAGCUGAGCGCGCGAAAGCUUUCAGACAGCCCCGAGAGGACUCCCGCAGCAUUCUUUCUUCAAGCCGCCUUUCGCGGGUCAUUUUCUGAAUAUGCGUAAGCGCGCGACGUUCCGCGGAGAAUUCCCGUCGGGAAUUCGCAUUCUCGACGAGAGCUACCCCCUAUGUGAUAUCCGUAAAAGAGAAGUAAUAUAGGCGUCCGCCGGACGCACAAUGACGGGGCGAAACGAGGCCGCGAAAGUAUCGCCCGAGCGAAAGAACGAGCGUCGCGAGUGAACAGAGGCAGCGAGGGGGACGGAGGGGAGGGAGAAUAUCGUCCUCUCGUGCCGGAGGUAGUCGAUAUCGCGCACCACUCGUCGUCCCUCUUCGUGCCCGUCGCUCGCGAGUCGCUGCGGUUUCUCUUUCUUUUUUUCUGUUCUUUCGCGCUCCCUCGUAUUUUUUUCUUCUUCUUACCUUUACGCUCGCGACACUUUGCGCCGACGAGCCCGCGACGAGUCGCACGAGAAACGUCCGGGCUUGCUCGUAAGUUACUGUCCGAUCGCGCAGCAUCCGUGCACGAUUCUCCGCGCACGGUGGCAGGCGCGAAGGGUGCGACGGUUUGCGAUCACGUGUCGACUGCACGACGUCGACUUUAGUAGGAGUCCCCGAUGAAGCUACGAGUCUUCUCUCUCUUUCUCUCUCUCUUUUUUUUUUAUACGGACGGUGUAUGUACUUGUGAGUGUGUGUGCUUGCAUGAAUCUCGUCCGAGGUCUGCGAACCCGAAUCUGCGAGUGAUCUGUCCCGUUCUGCCCCCUCCCCCCCCCCUCCCCCGUUGUACUAUAAUACUUGUUAAUUUAUACGACUGCGUUUGCUCAUGUCACGACUACCUUAUCGUAAUCACAAUUAACCGACGGUUAAUUACAUACCUACGGAUUACCGUCCGACGCGCGCGUCGUAAUCGCGUAAUCGCGGCACCGCGGAGAGCUUUGCGACUUCGAUUCGCGACUCCUCCUCGCACACUUGUUCGCACUCUUGAUCGCGUCGAUGUUGAUCAGCGACCACGCCGGCAGAAAGAACGACGUCAUCGGCGCUUAAGCGCGCGUUGGCGGCGGUGUAAGUGGCGAAGCGGGUAACUUAAGCGGGCAGCCGCGGAGCCGCGCGCCGUUUGACUUCUCUGCGCUGAAUUAGACCGCGCGAGCGACACGGCGUUGUUGGGAGGAUUUCAUUACGAUACGACUUGAUUGAACAUACGUGUCUCUAGUCGUAUAGCGGGUGUGGCCACUGCCGUACAAUUGCCGUGCAAGUUGCGUUUUACAUGCUGUAAGGGAAAGAAAACAAUAACCCGCGUAUGCGAUCGAUAGUGUUGAGAUCCUUGCUCGUAGUUGUACAAUAUUUAAGCGUGAAACCUGUAAAAAAUUGUUAAUACCUAAUAAUAAAUUUAUUAUAUUUACAUAAA
This is a messenger RNA of Harpegnathos saltator (Jerdon's jumping ant), 7202 nucleotides long. It is a transcript of the gene Cad99C, whose product is annotated as cadherin 99C. The record is from RefSeq and is a predicted model, not a curated record. Gene Ontology annotation, molecular function: calcium ion binding. Gene Ontology annotation, biological process: homophilic cell-cell adhesion. Gene Ontology annotation, cellular component: plasma membrane. NCBI's taxonomy places the organism in Eukaryota, Metazoa, Arthropoda, Insecta, Hymenoptera, Formicidae. The coding region runs from base 557 to 5305 and encodes 1582 amino acids. The transcript is spliced from 23 exons.